Messenger RNA from Dracunculus medinensis (Guinea worm), 912 nucleotides. Lineage: Eukaryota; Metazoa; Nematoda; Chromadorea; Rhabditida; Dracunculidae. The record is from the annotation of a GenBank genome assembly.
AUGAUUCCAUGGCUGAUGACGGCUUGUUUCUAUCCAUGCAUUAUAGGUCCAGAAUUUUGGGGUCUUGUUAGCAAGCACUGGAGAAUGUGCGCAUUAGGCAAGAUGCAAUCACCGAUUAACAUUGAUCCAUCUACUUUACUAUAUGACCCAGCAUUAAUGCCAGUUGAUAUUGAUAAACACGAUGUGGAUGCAGUUUUCGAUAAUUUGGGUCAGUUGCCACUGCUAACCAUUAAUGAUUCAAAAAUCAGGCCAGACUGUGUGAAUAUCAGCAAUGGGCCUGUUUUUCCUUACAGAUAUCGUCUGCAUCACAUUGCAAGUCAUUUCGGGCAAAAUUCUAAAGGCGAAAAAGGCUCGGAGCACACAAUUGAUAGAAUGCGAUUUCCAGCUGAGAUCCAACUUAUGGCAUAUAACGCAGAUUUGUAUGAGAAUUUUACGGACGCAAUGACAAAACCACAUGGCCUUCUUGCAAUUUCAAUUAUAGUAGAUAUUGGUAAAGUAACGAAUUCGGAACUUAGGCGACUUACAAUAGCUUCACAGAGCAUAAAAUAUAAAGGCAAUUUUUUAAAAUCAUUUUUUGAUUUAAUUAAUUUAAUUGCGAGGAAACAAAGAUCAAGAGCAAUAAUCAAAAGUUUCAAUCCUUAUGGACUCAUGCCACCUAACUCAUCAUAUAUGACUUAUUCUGGUUCCCUAACUUUUCCUGGUUGUUACGAAACGGUUACCUGGGUUAUUAUGAAUAAUCCUAUAUAUAUUACGAAAGAAGAUCUAGAAAUCUGGAAUAAUUUGCAACAAACUGAUGCAAAACAAACAAAUCCAGUUUCAAUGGCGCAUAAUUAUAGGCCUUUAAAGCCUUUAAAUGGCCGUUUAGUGCGAACUAAUAUCAAUAUUAAGUUUAAAGUAAGCUUAUUUUCUUGA